AUGGAUAUGAACAACACAAUGAAUUUCUUAACAAUGAGGUUAUUGACUGACAUCCGAGAUAAUUUAGGACAAGAGACAGGAGAACUUACAAAAAAGUGGCUUAAGAUGACAACAAAAAAAGCAAACCUGACUAAUAGAAGAAAUUUUCUACUUACAUGUAGAAACAUGGGUAUUUUCCCAAAUCACAUCAUCAAUAAUAUCAAAUCAAUUUAUUCGCUACAAGUAGAUGAACAUCCGUUUAGAUCCUCAGUGGAUAAUAUUUUAUUUAAUUUUAGACGAAAGACAUUAAGCUUAGAGAUUAAAGUGACAGCAUGGAUGUUGAUGAAGACUGGAAAAACUCUCGGUAAAUUGGAGGCUGAAGUACAAGUUAAGAUUGGAGCACAAAGAUUCGAGCUAUUGGCAUCCAUAAGAAAAAGUAGAUAUGAUCAAGAGUUUCGUAAAAUUAAAAAAGCUAAUAUCAAAAAAUUGAAGAACUUAUCAAGCUCGCAAGCAAGCAUUAUAGUGAAUACACAACAGAAAUGUGUGUUCAACUUUACGGACGUAGUGUUACCAGAGGAGGUGAACAGAAUUUUAACGCUGGAGCCAAACUUUGGUUUACCAGUAACGAACAAAGAUGUGAAACCUGUAUUGUUCAUUAAGGACAUAGAAUACGCGUUGGACCAAGUCAACAUUGAGGGUAUGGAUUUGGUGUCCUUAAAUGAUGAAAAGAGUAACAUACGAGGCAGAGUAGUAAAUAUACUUAACAACUUCUACUUUGGCCACAACAACCGUAUUGAUAAAGCUGAAUUAUACGAAAAAACAUUAGUUAAAGAUUUCAAAAGAACUAGGAAAUUUCUGGGUGCUAAUAAGGAGAUUAUUGUGUCAAGAUCAGAUAAGGGUAAUAGUACAGUGGUGAUGUACAAACAUGAAUAUGUGACCAAGUUAGAGGAGAUGCUAGGUGACAACGAGACGUAUCAACUAAUAACAAAAGAUCCCACGGUGAAAUUUAUGGAACAGGCUAAUGGUCUAGUUACUAGGUUAUUUAGUGCUAAUGUAAUAUCUGAAGGUCUAAAAAAAUAUUUAAUAAUAAGACAAGCUUUACCACCUAAGUUGUAUGGCUUGAGAAAAGUUCAUAAAUCAGGGUGUGCUCUUAGACCAGUGGUGAGCUGUAUAAGUUCUCCAGGAUAUAAAUUAGCAAGAUUCCUACAUAACACUCUGGCUCCAGUGAUCAAGACGUUUAAAUUUAACUUGAAGAAUUCUCACGAAUUUGUUGAAGGUAUUAAAAACAUCAGAUUACCUGAAAAUUAUAGACUAGUAUCAUUGGAUGUAGUUUCGUUGUUCACGAACAUUCCUAAAGAUUUAGUUCUGGAGAUUAUCAUAAAAAAUUGGGAUGAGUGGUCUAAACUGAUCAAAGUUCCAAAGGAGUUGCUGUUGGAGUUGGUGAAAUACUGCUUUAACAGUAGUUACUUUACAAUUGAUGGUAAGAUCUACAGACAGUUGGAUGGCAGUGCAAUGGGCAACCCAGCAAGCCCAGCCCUAGCAAACUUGGUGGUAAAUGACGUGAUGGAAGAAGUUAUGAGAGACCUGCCGUUUGAAAUAAAGCUGUUAAAAAUCUACGUAGAUGAUUCUAUUGCUGCGGUUCCACAAGACUGUAUAGGCAUGAUGCUGGAGUUGUUUAACAGCUAUCAUAGAAAAAUACAGUUCACCAUGGAAGUAGAGGUUGAGAGGAGUAUUCCUUUCCUGGAUUUAAGAGUGAUUAGAGCUGAGGAUGGUACCAUAAUAACCGAUUGGUACAGGAAGCCAACACACUCAGGUAGAAUAUUAAAUUACAGGUCCAACCACCCAUCAGAGCAAAAAAUUGGUAUCAUUAAAGGCAUGACUCUUAAAAUUUUGAAUAACACCCAUGAAAAGUUCCACCAGAGUAAUCUAGGGAAACUUAAGGAAUUAUUAGUAAAUAAUAAUUAUCCAAGAGCCAUGAUUAAGAUAGCAAUUGAUGCGAGUGUGGAAAAAUGGCAUAGAACCAACAGUAAUACCAAUUUAAAUCUGGAUGAAGCUACUGGGAAUAAAAGGUUUAUGAGGUUUCCUUUCAUAAAACAUAUGUCAUCAAAAAUUAAUGCUUGUUUCAUGGAUACUAAUAUCAAAUUGGCGUAUUAUAAUGUGAAACAAGUUAAAUCUUGUUACACAAAAUUAAAAGAUAAAACACCAUUACUGGACCAAUUUGGUGUUAUCUAUAAAAUUCCUUGCGAAUGUGACAAGUGUUAUGUUGGACAAACUAGACAACAUCUGAAGAAGAGAAUUGCCCAACAUAAAUAUGAUUGCAAAAAAAUUAAACUAGUUAAUCAUAAUGUGUUAUUGGAAGUGGAACCUCCAUCAAGUAGCACAGCUUUGGCGUUACAUCACUUGAACACCGGACACAGAUUCAAGUUUGAGGAUGUCUCUAUGUUGGAUCAAGAAAGUCAUUGGAAGAAGAGGAACAUCGGGGAAAUGUGCUUUAUUAAGAUGAAUAAUACAAUUAAUAAGAGGACGGAUACUCAAAAUUUAAGUUCUGUAUAUAAUGUAAUUUUAAAUUGUGACAGGGCCCAUAGUUUUGAUGGUACGGGUAUGUAGAUGACUGUUUUUUUUUGUGAGAACAUACAGUACAUUAUUAUCAGCUGUUAUUACCUGAGAGAAGAACUUGUAGUAUUGACAGAGUUUUAGUUAAUUAAUAUUUGUUAUUUAUUAGUUAAUGUUUAUCAAUUGAAACACGAAUAAAUGAAUUUGGAAUAUGAUGUGAAUAAGUUCAGGUUGUUAGCCUGCCUCGAUUCAUUUGACAUGUUUUUAACAAUUGAUGUUUGAUAAUUGAGCACCUGAAGAAGUCGGGAAACCGAUGAAACGUUGUGAAAAUUUAACAUAAACAUCGAAUAAAUAUUUCCAAUAAACUGUGAA
Messenger RNA from Cotesia glomerata, 2904 nucleotides. RefSeq lists its product as uncharacterized. NCBI's taxonomy places the organism in Eukaryota, Metazoa, Arthropoda, Insecta, Hymenoptera, Braconidae. The coding region runs from base 1 to 2586 and encodes 861 amino acids. The record is from RefSeq and is a predicted model, not a curated record. The transcript is spliced from 2 exons.